Messenger RNA from Cebus imitator (Panamanian white-faced capuchin), 2398 nucleotides. It is a transcript of the gene TXNDC9, whose product is annotated as thioredoxin domain containing 9. Gene Ontology annotation, cellular component: cytoplasm. Bases 1062 to 1742 code for a protein of 226 amino acids. Gene Ontology annotation, biological process: microtubule cytoskeleton organization. Lineage: Eukaryota; Metazoa; Chordata; Mammalia; Primates; Cebidae. The transcript is spliced from 5 exons. The record is from RefSeq and is a predicted model, not a curated record.
CGGUUGACCCGCCGGCCAGGCAGGAGCCCGAGCGCCCCCUCCCCGCAAAGCGUCCGCCACAGGCCGACGCCCGCGCGGGUUCCAGGUUCUAGAACCCGGAGGUGGACAAUGAAGCUGUCAGUUCCGCAACCCAGCCCUCUCACGACUGGGGAAUGCACGCUUCGGUUCAGGAGUAGGCCUUGGGCUUCCCUUUAUAUCUUUGUGUUUUCAGCUGUACGAAGUUCAGUAGAGAAUCACAACGAACCAAUAAUGAGUCCUCUGGGGUUUGCGAGAGAGAUAGACAAAUCCAGGACAAAAUAGGGACCUCUCAGUAACAUCCGUGCAUUAUGCAUUAUGUACAGUCGCUGAAUAAGACAUAGAACAGGACACACCCGAUCAAUUCCCUAACAUAGGUCUUCAUUUUUACCCUCAAAGCGAGAGCAAGUUCUAAAAAUUCCUGUGUUUAGGGGAGGCAAGAGGGAACCUACAGGAGUAGUGGAAAAUGUUCUGUAUCUGGAUCUGGACGGUGAUAUUUUGGGUUUUAACUGUGCAGUAGUUAAUUGUGCUGUAUAUGUUUAUGCCUCGACUUAAAGAAAAAUGUUCAUUCAACGGAACGGAAACGCAGUUCGAGCGUCAUCGCUGAGCAGGAGCGCAGCAGUCUCAUUUCCAGUCUCGCGCACUGGACCGCGAGUUCUCAAGCACCGUCCUGAGAAAAGUCCGGCCACGCCAGCCUGCGCACUAAAAAACUGCAACUCCCAGCAUGCCUUGCGGCCUUCCAGUUCGGCCGUGUACCGGGAGAAAAGCAAGGGCCGAAAACCUCGGGUUCCGGGCUGCUGGGCGGGAGGCGCACGCGCAGAACUGCUUGCCAACCGCCCUCCCGCCCCUUCCUCGGGCGUCCAAGGUGAUAUCGCGCGAGGUCCGUAGCCAGUACGGAGGCGGAAGUGACGGCCGGUUUGUAGCCGCCGGCAGCUACUGGAAGGCUAGAGCUAGAGUGGACCUCUCUUUUGAAACUGCUGCUCUCUCACUUGUCAGGCAUCACCGAGAGCUCAGCACCCAGGCUGAACUCUGUACCAUUUGGAAGAAUGGAAGCUGAUGCGUCUGUUGACAUGUUUUCCAAAGUCCUGGAGAAUCAGCUGCUUCAGACUACCAAACUAGUGGAAGAACAUUUGGAUUCUGAAAUUCAGAAACUGGAUCAGAUGGAUGAGGAUGAAUUGGAACGCCUUAAAGAAAAGAGACUUGAGGCACUAAGGAAAGCUCAACAACAGAAACAAGAAUGGCUUUCUAAAGGACACGGAGAAUACAGAGAAAUCCCUAGUGAAAGAGACUUUUUUCAAGAAGUCAAGGAGAGUAAAAAAGUGGUUUGCCAUUUCUACAGAGACUCCACAUUCAGGUGUAAAAUAUUAGACAGACAUCUGGUGAUAUUGUCCAAGAAACACCUCGAGACCAAAUUUUUGAAGCUGAAUGUGGAAAAAGCACCUUUCCUUUGUGAGAGACUGCGUAUCAAAGUCAUUCCCACACUAGCACUGGUAAAAGACGGGAAAACACAAGAUUAUGUUGUUGGGUUUACUGACCUAGGAAAUACAGAUGACUUCACCACAGAAACUUUAGAAUGGAGGCUCGGUUGUUCUGACAUUCUUAAUUACAGUGGAAAUUUAAUGGAGCCACCAUUUCAGAGCCAAAAGAAAUUUGGAACAAACUUCACAAAGCUGGAAAAGAAAACUAUCCGAGGAAAGAAAUAUGAUUCAGACUCUGAUGAUGAUUAGAGCUCAUUAAUUCUUUGUAAAUUGUCUUUUUUCUUCUGCUUCAGAUUUAAAUGUGUUUUCUAAAUUCUAUUAAUGUCUAUACAUUAGUCGUCUAAAUACUCAUAUUCUCGAAUUUUAUACAGUUGUAUCACAUUGAAAGGUAUCUUUACUAUUUUCCGUGUGGCCAUCAUGUUUAAGUUGAAGAAAACUUCCCCGUUCUUAAAUUAUCUGGGACGGGUCUGGAUUCUCUAUUUUUGAGAUUGACUUUAUCACAAUAGGAGUCAUACACCUUUAUACCAUUCACAAUCGUGUUUUUGAUCUACAGAGUUAGAAAUUCAAAAACUAUUCCAGGACUAAUUAAUUGGCAUUAUUUAUACAACAGGUCAAGUAACAUUUACUGGUGCAAUACUGCACUUGUAAAUGAAUUCUAAACACUUCACUUCUGGAAUAUAUUUAAGUAGCUAUUAAAGAACUGGUUAUUCUGGUCACUGCAUGUUGGUGUUGAAUCAACUGAUGCCAGCAGAAAGCUAUUUUGGGUUGUGAACAUACUGCCUUAUUUAAAGGGUCCUGAUUGCUUGUAUUUUAAACAUUAAUUAAAAAGAAAUCAGGAAAGACUUUUGAAAUAACAGCAUAAGGAACUCCAGUGUCUCUGCUCAAUAAAAUACUUGUAACUGGAA